Kogia breviceps (pygmy sperm whale) is the source of this 5136-nucleotide messenger RNA. NCBI's taxonomy places the organism in Eukaryota, Metazoa, Chordata, Mammalia, Artiodactyla, Physeteridae. The record is from RefSeq and is a predicted model, not a curated record.
UGGCUGCAGCUUCCCAUGGAGCAGCCCAGGGGCCGCCCCAACGUUCAGCCUUUCCCUCUGGAUUUUCUAGAAGAUUCAACAGUGAGACACAUUCCACUUUCCCUUCAUCCCAGGAAGGAGAAUCUGCAAAGUGCCUUUUAAAGUUCCUUAAGGAAGGAGCCAUCACAGCUAAAAUGAAGCCCAAGGAAGAAAAAGUGAAAAUCAUUACAGAGGAGUUCAUUGAAGACAGUGAGGAUGCAGAUGAGCGAAGACAGAAGAGGACCACGAAGGUUCCAAGACAAAAAGGAAAGAAGCAGCUGUCGGCUGCUGGCCCCAAGGAAAUGGUGUCUGAAAAAUCCCAUCCAGAUGACCAGCAGGAGCCCGUGCAGGAAGGUUCUGACACUCGCCUCCUGGGCAUGACGAGCCGACGAGGCCCACGGAGCUUACCUCCAAUUCCUUCAGCUUCCAGAACAGGCUUUGCAGAAUUUUCCAUGAGAGAACGCAUGAGGGAGAAAUUACAAGCUGCAAGGUCCAAGGCAGAAAGUGCGUUGCUGCAGGAAAUUCCCACACCUCGGCCCAGGCGCUUACGACGUCCCAGUGAGAAAGAACUGGAGACUGAAUUUGGCACAGAGCCAGGUAGAGAGGUACAAAGGACUCAACAAGAAGAUGACUCCCAAGGUUUUUCAAGAGUAAAAUUCCAUGAUUCUGUGCGAAAAAUCAAGUCGAAACCCCCGGUUCCACCUGGCUUCCCUUCUGCUGAGGAAGCUUAUAACUUCUUUACUUUCAACUUUGAUCCCGAACCAGAGGAAUCAGAGGAAAAACCAAAAGCAAAAAGUAGAGAUGGAACUAACCAAGAGGAGAAGGAAGGAGAGGAAGAAGAGCCACCUGUGCAAGAAGGAGUAAACAAAACGGAUGAGGAAGAGCUGCUCAAUGGCAGGGAUGCUGAGGAUCUCCUAUUGGGCUUAGAUCACACAGCUGAAGAUUUUGUGGCAGUCAGACCUGCGGAUUAUGAAAGUGUCCACAUUCGUCUGCAGAUGGAAAAAGAACUCCUGUUCAUACCCAGCAGGUUGCCAGUGCCUACGUAUAAAAAGCUUCCUGAGAAUGUGCAGCCCAGGUACCCGGAAGACGAAGGUCUUUACAUCGGUGCAAGGCUGGAGGUGCCGAGAACCAACCAGAACAUCAUGGAGAACAGGUUGCUGAUGCAGGAGCCCGGGAGGAGAUGGUUCGGAGAUGAUGGAAGAAUCCUAGCGCUGCCAAACCCCAUCAAGCCAUUUCCUUCAAGACCACCCAUGCUGACACAGGAGCAAGACAUUAAGGCAGAACUCAAAACACUGUAUAAAAAGGCAGUAAAAUACAUCCACAGAAGUCAGCAUUUGAUUGGAUCUGGAGACCCUCCUGGAAAUUUCCAACUGGACAUUGAUAUUUCGGGGUUAAUCUUCACACAUCAUCCCUGUUUUAGCCGAGAGCAUGUUUUGGCAGCCAAACUGGCCCAGUUAUAUGACCAGUACCUUGCAAGACGCCAGAGACACAAGGCACAAUUUCUUACCGACAAGCUCCAAGCUCUAAGAAAUGCUGUUCAGAUGGGCCUUAAUCCAGCAAAAACUCCUAAACCUCUUGAAACAACCCCCAAAACCAUCAAUGAGUAUAAAUCUGAAAUUCGGCAAACAAGAAAACUGCGUGAUGCUGAACAAGAAAAAGAUCGAACAUUGCUUAAGACCAUCAUAAAAGUCUGGAAAGAGAUGAAAUCCCUUCGAGAGUUCCAGAGGUUUACAAAUACACCCUUGAAACUUGUUUUGAGAAAGGAAAAGGUUGACCAGAAAGCUGAUGAAGAAGCAUAUGAAGCAGAAAUUCAGGCCGAGAUAAGUGAAUUGUUGGAAGAGCACAUGGAAGAGUACGAACAGAAGAUGGAGGAAUACAGAAGUGCACAGCAGCAGUGGAAAGCCUGGAAGAAAGCCCAGAGGGCCAAAAAGAAGAAAAAGAAACAAGCAGUCGAAGAACAUCCUGAUGAGAUGAAGGAGCCAGAUCCCGGGGAGGAGCCUGUGAAACCUGUCCCUCCAGAGCCCACAGAUUGGGCUGUGAUAGAGCAACAGGUGAGGGAGAGAGCAGCCCAGAGCCGGAGGAGGCCAGGGGAGCCCACGCUGGUCCCAGAGUUGAGCCUUGCAGGGAACGUGACACCCAACGACCAGUGUCCCAGGGUGGAGGUCUUGCGAAGGGAGGAUGUCAAGAGGCGCUCGCUGUAUUUAAAGGUGACCUUCAACAACAAGGAAGUGUCCAGGACCGACAGUCGGCCACUUGGGGCUGACUUCCGUGUUCACUUUGGACAGAUUUUCAACUUGCAAAUAUUCAACUGGCCGGAGAGUUUAACACUGCAGGUAUAUGAAACAGUUGGACACAGUGGUACCACCUUGCUAGCAGAAGUGUUUCUGCCUAUUCCUGAAACUACUGUUGUCACUGGAAGAGCUCCCACUGAAGAAGUGGAGUUUAGCAGUAACCAGCAUGUGACACUGGACCACGAGGGAGUCGGCAGUGGAGUACCCUUCUCAUUUGAAGCUGAUGGUAGCAAUCAACUGAUUCUAAUGACCUCAGGGAAAGUGUCCAACAGUGUGGCAUGGGCCAUUGGAGAAAAUGGGAUUCCUUUAAUUCCUCCAUUGUCACAGCAGAAUAUUGGAUUUAGAAGCGCUUUGAAGAGAGCAGAUGCCAUCUCAUCUAUUGGCACAUCAGGACUGACAGACAUGAAAAAAUUGGCCAAGUGGGCAGCCGAGUCCAAGCUUGACCCCAAUGACCCCAGCAAUGCCCCUUUGAUGCAGCUCAUCUCGGUUGCUACCAGUGGCGAAUCCUACAUCCCUGAUUUCUUUCGACUGGAACAGCUACAACAGGAAUUUAACUUUGUUUCAGAUGAGGAAUUAAACAGAUCCAAACGAUUCAGGCUUCUUGGUCUUAGAAGCCAAGAGGUGCCAGAAUUCCGAAAUUAUAAACAAAUUCCAAUGUAUGACCGAGAAAUUAUGGAAAAGGUAUUCCAGGACUAUGAGAAACGGUUACGAGACAGAAAUGUAAUUGAAACGAAGGACCACAUAGAUACCCACAGGGCCAUAGUAGCCAACUACCUCCAGCAGGUUAGAGAAUCAGUGAUAAAUCGUUUUCUAAUUGCAAAACACCACUUUCUUCUUUCGGAUUUGGUAGUAGAAGAAGAAGUUCCCAAUAUCAGCAUUUUGGGCCUGAGCCUUUUCAAGCUGGCAGAACAAAAACGACCACUGAGGCCAAGGAGAAAAGGUCGGAAGAAGGUGACAGCCCAAAACCUGUCCGAUGGAGACAUAAAGCUGCUGGUGAACAUUAUCCGGGCUUACGACAUUCCAGUGAGGAAGCCAACAACAAGCAAAUUCCAGCAGCCAUCAAGAUCUUCAAGGACUUUCAGCGAAAAGCAUGCUGCUUCCCCAAACACACAAAGCCCAACCCACAGUGCUGACUACCCCCUCGGCCAGGUUUUAGUACGUCCUUUUGUAGAAGUUUCAUUUCAGCGAACAAUUUGCCAUACAACUACAGCUGAAGGUCCAAACCCCAGCUGGAAUGAAGAACUUGAACUUCCAUUUAGGGCCCCCAACGGGGAUUACAGCACCACCAGUUUGCAGUCAGUGAAAGAUGACGUGUUCAUCAACAUUUUUGAUGAAGUUCUAUAUGAUGUCUUAGAGGAUGACCGUGAAAGAGGAAGUGGAAUCCACACCCGUAUUGAGAGACACUGGUUGGGAUGUGUGAAAAUUCCAUUUAGCACGAUAUAUCUCCAGGCAAGGAUUGAUGGGACAUUUAAAAUCAAUAUCCCCCCAGUUCUUCUGGGCUACAGUAAGGAGCGAAGUGUGAUUAUUGAGCGGGGUUUUGACGCUGUCCGAAGCCCGAGUGAAGGCUCCUACAUCACGCUGUUCAUUACCUUGGAGCCUCAGCUGGUUCCUGGGGAGUCAGUUCGAGAAAAGUUUGAUUCUCAGGAAGAUGAGAAAUUGCUUCAAGCAACUGAGAAGUUUCAAGCUGAAUGUGCCUUAAAGUUUCCAAAUCGUCAGUGCCUUACAAGAGUGGUUGACAUUAGUGGGAAAACCGUCUUCAUUACUCGUUAUAUCAAGCCUUUAAAUCCUCCUCAGGAGCUCCUUAACACUCACCCCAACAAUCCCCAGGCAACAGCAUCAGUAACUCUUCUUGCCUGUUCACUCGAUGCCAGCCCUGUAUGCCAGCUGUUGUGCUGUACUACUGUACUUUUCAAGGAACUGGUGGCUCGAUAUGUGUCUUUGAUUCCUUUCUUGCCUGACACUGUUUCAUUUGCUGGCAUCUGUGACCUGUGGAGCACAUCUGAUCAAUUUCUUGAUCUCCUGGCAGGAGACGAAGAAGAGCAUGCAGUAUUACUGUGUAAUUACUUCCUCUCCCUGGGUAAGAAGGCCUGGCUGGUGAUGGGCAAUGCUAUUCCUGAGGGUCCAACUGCCUAUGUGCUAACGCGGGAGCAAAGUCACUAUUUAAUAUGGAAUCCCUGCAGUGGACGUUUUUAUGGACAAUUUGAUACAUUCUGCCCCUUAAAAAGUGUGGGCUGUUUAAUAGGUCCCGAUAAUAUUUGGUUUAAUAUUCAACAAUAUGAUUCCCCAUUAAGGAUGAAUUUUGAUGUCACCAAGCCCAAGCUAUGGAAAUCUUUCUUUUCAAGAAGCCUUCCAUAUCCUGGCCUUUCCAGUGUUCAGCCAGAAGAGCUAAUUUACCAGCGCACUGACAAAAUGGCUGCAGCUGAACUACAAGACAGGAUUGAAAAAAUACUAAAAGAAAAAAUCAUGGACUGGAGGCCUCGACAUCUGACUCGGUGGAAUAGAUACUGUACCUCUACUCUGCGUCACUUCUUGCCUCUAUUAGAAAGAAAUCAUGGAGAAGAUGUGGAAGACGACCACAGAGCAGAACUGCUGAAACAGCUAGGAGACUACAGGUUCUCUGGAUUUCCCCUUCACAUGCCAUACUCUGAAGUGAAGCCUUUAAUUGAAGCUGUGUACAGCACUGGAGUACAUAAUAUUGAUGUGCCUAAUGUUGAAUUUGCUUUAGCUGUAUAUAUCCACCCAUAUCCCAAAAAUGUUUUGUCUGUUUGGAUCUAUGUUGCCUCCCUUAUACGCAACAGAUAAUUUUUUCAUUGUAUGUUUUAUAUCA